This is a messenger RNA of Rosa rugosa (rugosa rose), 2942 nucleotides long. Its product is annotated as probable CoA ligase CCL6. The transcript has 12 exons. Gene Ontology annotation, molecular function: long-chain fatty acid-CoA ligase activity. Lineage: Eukaryota; Viridiplantae; Streptophyta; Magnoliopsida; Rosales; Rosaceae. Gene Ontology annotation, biological process: wax biosynthetic process; cutin biosynthetic process. Bases 796 to 1821 code for a protein of 341 amino acids. Gene Ontology annotation, cellular component: endoplasmic reticulum; membrane. The record is from RefSeq and is a predicted model, not a curated record.
CCUCAUUUCAGAGAUAAUAUGUGACAUUUGCAGCAAAACGGAGGACUGACAUCUGAACAACAAUGCUAUUGCAGGACUUCUGGGACAAUUAUCGUCCCAAACAGAGGACUGACUGCAAAGAAUUAUUUACUGAUGCACAACUGGAGAACGAAAAGCUGUAAUUACUGAUGCAGCAUGGCAUUGUCUAUGGACCAGUGUGACGGAUACAGGGAAUGCCCUGAGGAAGCUGUUGCAUCACUAAUGGUUACUGCAGCUAGGUUUUCUGAUUUACCCGAGUUUUGUGACAUUAGGCCACUAAUUCUGGAUUAUUAUGUGGAUCAAAAGUUUGUUGAGAACAUAGCUUCAAAGCCACCCACAUUGGAGAAGAAGGUUCAGUUGACAUAGCAUUGGAGUUUUCAAUAAAGUGGGACUCCAAGGCCUUUGAACAAAGGAUGUCUAAACCUCCUGCAUUUAUACAGGUCUGGCCUACUGUGUUGCUGUAAUAACACCUGUAUCAGAUAUUCACAUAAAAUACAAAAUCCUGGGAUGUCAAAUUUUGGUGAAUUUCUUAUUUGGGAAAAAAAGUAUUGCUCUUUUGAAUUCUAAGGCAGUUGCAAUUUCGCAGUGCAAACCAUGAAAUUUUGGAUAUGUAUAGGGUUUCAGGCACAAGCAUCAAUCUGUGUAAGCAAAGCUAUGAAAUGGUGGGAGAAAACCCUAAAACUGAACAUGGUGGAGAUCCAUUCUGCUAAGAACUCAUUGAUUCUUUGCAUAAUGCUGGUGAUAGAUUGGUUGUAGUGGAUUUUUACUCACCUGGUUAUGGAGAUUGUAGAGCUCUCCAUCCCAAGUUUAGAAUACGAGCUUUCCUUCUACUGUGGUUUUCCCCCAUUUUCGUUUUACAAUCUUCCUACUAUGCUAUCUCAGCAGAAAAACCCACCUAGGGAUUUGCAACCUCUGCCGCCGCAGCCACAGUUAGCUUCAAAUCAUAGUCAUGCUCAACCCGAUAAGCAUACAUUCUCUAUAAGCAAGUUGGCAAAUCUGCAGAAGGGCCUAACAAAAGCAAAAGCGGCACCUCUCUUGGACAAGCUUGUUUUUGACAAGAUAAAACAAGAGCUAGGAGGACAAGUUCGUAUAAUGUUGUCUGGUGCUGCACCUUUGCCCAGGCAUGUGGAGGAAUUUAUCAGAAGGAUAUGUUUGUUAAAUCGUGUAGGCCUUACUGAAAGCUGUGGUGGGUGUUUUACGUCCCUUGGCAAUGUUUAUCCUAUGAUUGGAACUGUUGGUGCCCCCCUGACAACUAUUGAAGCGCGGCUUGAGUCGGUCCCAGAACUGGGAUAUGAUGCACUUUCUAGUGUGCCAUGUGGAGAGAUUUUCCUAGGAGGAAAAACCUUGUUUUCUGGUUACCACAAGCGACAAGAUCUAACUGAAGAAGUCCUUAUUGAUGGGUGGUUCCGUACAGGUGAUAUAGGAGGAUGGCAGCCUAAUGGAGCAAUGAAAGUUACAGACAGGAAAAUGGAAGUAUUUAAACUGUCUCAAGGUGAAUAUGUUGCUAUGGAAAGCAUUGAAAGCAAAUACUUGCAAUGGCCCCUUAUCACAUCGAUAUGGGUUUAUGGGAACGGCUUUGAGUCAUUUCUUGUUGCUGUGGUUGUUCCUGGCAGAAAGGCCUUGGAGGACUGGGCAGCUGAGCAUCAUUUGACUGAUGAUUACAAAUCAUUGUGUCAAAACCUGAAAGCAAGAAAUUACAUUUUGGAUGAGCUCAAUAUUACGGGUCAGAAACAGCAACUUCGAGGGUUUGAGUUGUUAGAAGCAGCUUCAAAAUUUGGUUCAGAUGGCAAAGAAGGAAGAUGAUGAGGUGGGCUCUAAUUUCUUCUCUUGACUCCUAUCUUGCUUUUCUUGGGAGGAAUUUUCUUAGUAGAUUUGGGUUUCCGGGAACAACUUUGAGUCGUUUCUUGCUGCUGUGGUGACUUUGGUGGACAGGACAGGUAGCUGAACAUCAUUUGACCAAUGACUUUAGAUCAUUGUGUCAAAACCUGAGGGCAAGAUAUGAAUUUUGGAUGAGUUUCCAGAUUCUGGGGAAAAUCACUUUGACACGGAGAGUGAUCUCUCAGAACUCUCAAAUGAGAGAGUACAUGCAAGAUUGGCUGUCCUCCUGUCCCACUGUCUGUGCGGCUGCUGAAAUUAUUGAGUCAUCAGCUAAUACCAAAUGUCAUGUGUGGCUGCCUUCUUAGUAGAUGAGUUAUUUUCCAGUCUUUAUAGCAGUGUAGUGGUGUUCCUCAGAUGCUGCAUGGUGCUCCUAGUAAUGCCACGUCGAUAGGAUGUAAACCCUCUCUAUAUAUGGAGGUCACGGUCCAUGAAGAUAGGGACUUCUCAUAAAGGUUUGGUGAAUAUAUUGGUCAAUAGGCAGUCAUGAUUAUGAAAGAUGAUGAUGAUGAUGACCUUGAAAGUGGAAAACCAAUUGCAUUCACUUUAGAGAAUAAUCUCCAAGUUAUUUCCUAGUUCCAGCGUUUGUGAUCAUUAAUGUUUUCUGGUGCUUGCUAUUUUUGGCGACUCGCAUGGCAUUCCUGACCAAGGCUUCCUGGGGCUUGUUUUGAUGUAUGAGUUGUUACUUGCUUUAUUGAUUUGUGCUGCCUUGCUGCUUAGUUUUUUGCUAUGCUUGUUGUAGAUUUUGUUUCUCUAAUUUCAGCUGCAUUUUUGUUUCUUUUCUGUUUUCGAGGUUGGGAGAUUUCCUUUGCCAACUGAUUUAGUUUGCGGCAUGGCUCUGUAAUUUUAUUUACUUUUAAUGUUGGGGGGAAUGGGGGUGAAGAAAAGAACAAACUAUCCGAUUUAGUUUGCUGCAUGCCUCUGUAAUUUUAUUUACUUUUAAUGUUGGGGGUGAAGAAAAGAACAAACUAUCGACUUAUCACUCAAAUCAGAGCGCACUCUGCACUUAUUUGCAAUAAGAUGUGUGGAUAUUCUUUCAAUUGUGUUUA